AGAAGCACGGAGAAUGGCUCACGGUUUGGGGCUUCAUCGCCCCUGCGGUCCCCGAACCCUUUCCCCCGACCCCCCCAGAGGUCUCGGGGCUGUGCCCAGGGACAGGGGCUCCGGAUGCCAGAUGCUCUCCAUCCUCACGUCCCUAUGGAAGCUUGGAAAAGUCAGGUCUCUGAGGACACUGAAGCUAAAAAUGGGGACUUCGCUUUUGGGCGGCAAGCGGGGAGUCAGCCUUCGCGGGGUGGCGGGUGGGGAGGGAACGGGGACUCGGCGGCUGGCAGCCUGGGUCGGCACUACUGCGACAAAUCGGGACUCGGGACUCGUUCCCCUAAGCGCGAGGUGGGGGCUUAGCCUCUGGUAGGGCGGGUGGGGAUUCGGCCGCCGGCGGCGUAGACCGUCACUUUGUCUUGGAGUGGAAGGCCGGGUUAGACCUAGGAUCAAAAAUGCUGAAUUCCUUUACUGGGGUGAAAACUGCGGGAUCCGCCUCUGGAGGAAACAGCUGAGCUGAGCCCCUUGGGGACAGACGCGGACUAAGCCUCAGGAGCAGGAAGCCGGGAAGCGGGGAUUCCAUUCGACUCCGGAGAGGGGGACUCCGCUUUCGAAUGGAGAGCCGGGACCUUGGCCUCUGGGCCCCGCGGAAGAUCGGGAGCCAGCGGGCGCGGUGGCUCACGCCUGUCAUCCCAGCACUUUGGGAGGGGGAGUUCGAGACCAGCCUGGGUGACAGAGCGAGACCCUCGCUCAAAAUAAAAAUAAUAAGAGGGAAAGGCCAAGGCAGGGAGGGCGGGCUUGUUGCAGCGCCGGGGCUGGGGUCCGGGCUUCGGGUCGUCCCUGCACCUGGCUUCCUUCCUGAAAGGCCUCCAGACCCUCUGCGAAGGCCCCUUGGGCUCCCCCAGCGGGGCCCGCAGCCCUCGCCCGCGCCGAACCUGAAGAAUUGGGCCCGGAAGCUUGCGCGUCUCUGUCCUGGCGGUUCGGCCGGGCGCCCCCUGUUGGCCAAGUUGGGACUUGGCAUUGCGGGAAAACCUGCGAUUCGCCGCAAGCGCAGGCAGUGCGGGGACAGUCUGGAACCAGAACGCGAAACCCAGCCUCACGGUAGGAAGUGGAGACUUAGUGGACACUAGCAGGCCCACCUUCUUCAUUCCCUGCCUGCUGGGAGAGGACAAUCUCUUGAGAAAGGAAAGACUUCUGUGUUCCUGAGAACCUCCUAUCAGGUCCUGGCUGCAUGGAAACAAGAUGGGCUUUUUACAAUUAAGGUUGGAAGAAGUCACCACAGGCAGCAGAACUCCAUCUUGAGAUGAAAUAACAUCUACCUGGACCUCUGGCAGAAUUUCAAGGCACCCACUGGGCUGACUCUGGGGCCAUGAUGUUGUCUUAUCCUUCAGCACUGGGAGAUCAAUACUGGGAAGAGAUUUUGCUUUCAAAGAAUAGGGAAAAUGUAGAGACUAUGAAGAAAUUGACCCAAAAUCAUAAAGCGAAAGGCUUGCCUUCUAAUGAUACUGACUGGCCCCAGAAAAAGGAGGGAAAGGCCCAAAUAGUGGUACCAGUUACAUUCAGGGAUGUGACUGUGAUCUUCACAGAAGCAGAAUGGAAGAGACUGAGUCCAGAGCAGAGGAAUCUAUACAAAGAAGUGAUGCUGGAGAAUUACAGGAAUCUUCUCUCAUUGGCAGAACCAAAGCCAGAAAUCUACACUUGUUCCUCCUGCCUUCUGGCCUUCUCCUGUCAGCAGUUCCUCAGUCAACAUGUACUUCAGAUCUUCCUGGGCUUAUGUGCAGAAAAUCACUUCCAUCCAGGGAAUUCUAGCCCAGGGCAUUGGAAACAGCAGGGGCAGCAGUAUUCCCAUCUAAGCUGUUGGUAUGAAAAUGCAGAAGGUCAGGAGAGAGGAGGUGGCUCCAAACCCUGGUCUGCAAGGACAGAGGAGAGAGAAACCUCAAGGGCAUUCCCCAGCCCACUCCAAAGACAGUCAGCAAGUCCUAGAAAAGGCAACAUGGUAGUAGAAAUAGAGCCCAGCUCAGCCCAAAGACCAAACCCUGUGCAGCUAGACAAAGGCUUGAAGGAAUUAGAAACCUUGAGAUUUGGAGCAAUCAACUGUAGAGAGUGUGAACCGGACCAUAACCUGGAAUCAAACUUUAUUACAAACCCGAGGACCCUCUUAGGGAAGAAGCCCUACAUUUGCAGUGACUGUGGGCGAAGCUUUAAAGAUAGAUCAGCCCUCAUCAGACACCAUCGUAUACACUCGAUGGAGAAGCCUUAUGUGUGCAGUGAGUGCGGGCGAGGUUUUAGCCAGAAGUCCAACCUCAGCAGACACCAGAGAACACAUUCAGAAGAGAAGCCUUAUUUGUGCAGGGAGUGUGGGCAAAGCUUUAGAAGUAAGUCCAUCCUCAAUAGACAUCAGUGGACUCACUCAGAGGAGAAGCCCUAUGUUUGCAGCGAGUGUGAGCGAGGCUUUAGCGAGAAGUCAUCCUUCAUCAGACACCAGAGGACACACUCCGGUGAGAAACCCUAUGUGUGCCUGGAGUGUGGACGAGGCUUUUGUGAUAAGUCAACCCUCAGAAAACACCAGAGGAUACACUCAGGGGAGAAGCCUUAUGUUUGCAAGGAGUGUGGGCGAGGCUUUAGCCAGAACUCAGAUCUCAUCAAACACCAGAGGACACACUUGGAUGAGAAGCCUUAUGUUUGCGGGGAGUGUGGGCGAGGCUUUUGUGACAAGUCAACCCUCAUCAUACACGAGCGGACGCACUCUGGAGAGAAGCCUUAUGUGUGUGGUGAGUGUGGCCGAGGCUUUAGUCGGAAAUCACUCCUCCCCGUCCACCAGAGGACACACUCAGGGGAGAAGCAUUAUGUCUGCAGGGAGUGUAGGCGAGGUUUUAGCCAGAAGUCAAAUCUCAUCAGACACCAGAGGACACACUCAAAUGAGAAGCCUUUUAUUUGCAGGGAAUGUGGGCGAGGCUUUUGUGACAAGUCAACCCUCAUUGUACAUGAGAGGACACACUCAGGAGAGAAGCCUUACGUGUGCAGUGAGUGUGGCCGAGGCUUUAGCCGGAAAUCACUCCUCCCUGUCCACCAGAGGACACACUCAGGGGAGAAGCAUUAUGUUUGUAGGGAGUGUGGGCGAGGCUUCAGUCAUAAGUCAAAUCUCAUCAGACACCAGAGGACACACUGACGGGAGAAACCUGUGUAUGCAGGGGUCAUGAACAAGACCUGAGUGACCAGUCAAGCCUCAUGUUACCCCAGAGAGACACACAGGGAGUAGACCCUGUGUAUGCAUAUUGUGAGUGAAGUUCCAGAGAUAUGUCAACCCUUAUCAGGCAUGGGAGGGACACGUUCAGGAGAGGAGCCUUAUGACUAUAGAGUAUGGGCAACUGUAGCCAUCAGUCAGCCUUGAGCAUGCACAAAAGGACACACUUAGGAGAGAAUUUUAUGUGUAGGGACUGUGGGAAGGCUUUAGCAAUAAUCAACAUUUACCAAACAUCCAAUGACAUCCUCAGGGGAAAGCACCCUUGUCUGGGGAGUGUCGGUGAACAUCAGUAAAAGAAUGGACAGUCAGGCACAAAGUGGCCCUCGGGAAGGAGGUCUUGGUUUGCAGGAUGUAUGGGAAAAGCUUUUGUGAUCACACACCACAGGGAGAAUCUGCAUGUGGGGACACUGUGGAGCUCUGCCCAGAUGAUCUUUUCAGGGGUAACACCCCAGCUGCUUGAGACAACAGUGUUGCUGCUGGCAGAGAUGCAUUCCAGAGAUGCACUCUGCUCUGCAACUCGCUCUCAGCCACAGGGAGCUGCACACACCACAUGGGCAAUGCACCUUUGCAGGGGUAGCUUCUGGCCCCAACCCUUGACUCAACGGGGACAACUCCAGAAGGUCAUUCCAGAUCCAGAGAUACCCAUUGAACUGGAGGAUCACUGGGUUUCAGACACAUUGCAGGUCAGCCUCUUCCUCUGCCCAGUCCUGCCCUCACUCCCCAAUGAAUCCUCAAUUUUCCAUCUCAUUGUCUCUCCAGAUAAUUGAUUCUAAGACAUGUUAGGUAUAUAAGGAGUGUAUAUAAGGCUUCAGCCAUGAGUCACCCUUUAAUAAGCCCCAGAGUAUACAGAAUAGAAAUUCUGCAUGAGAAUGGACAAGGACUUAGGAAAAAGUACUCAUCAAAGAACAACUUUUUUGGGACAAGCUUUACAUGGGUGGGGAGGGAAAAUGUGAAACACAUUAGCAAUAAGUUAAACCUCAUCUUGUACUAAAGGAGGACACACUCAGGGAGAAGACCUCUGUGGGUAGGGCUUGUGGGUGGAGCUUCAUCCCGAUGUCACUCCUCAACUGACUUAGGAGGACAGUCUUCCUACCCCAAGUCACUACCUCACUCACCUCUGAGGGGUUUUCAGGAAAUGUCUUGACUCCUCCAUGUACUCUGUAUGUGAGCGAAGAUGGCAGCAUUCUUUUCUACUUCUUGGAAUCAGAUGAAAUAAAAAAGUAGGCUUUAUUUAAGUAAUCAAAAAA
This is a messenger RNA of Pongo pygmaeus (Bornean orangutan), 4476 nucleotides long. It is a transcript of the gene ZNF343, whose product is annotated as zinc finger protein 343. The record is from RefSeq and is a predicted model, not a curated record. Gene Ontology annotation, cellular component: nucleus. The coding region runs from base 1355 to 3154 and encodes 599 amino acids. The transcript has 6 exons. Gene Ontology annotation, molecular function: DNA-binding transcription activator activity, RNA polymerase II-specific; RNA polymerase II cis-regulatory region sequence-specific DNA binding; histone H3K36 methyltransferase activity. Gene Ontology annotation, biological process: positive regulation of reciprocal meiotic recombination; regulation of transcription by RNA polymerase II. Lineage: Eukaryota; Metazoa; Chordata; Mammalia; Primates; Hominidae.